Astyanax mexicanus (Mexican tetra) is the source of this 825-nucleotide messenger RNA. It is a transcript of the gene lamtor3, whose product is annotated as late endosomal/lysosomal adaptor, MAPK and MTOR activator 3. The coding region runs from base 179 to 553 and encodes 124 amino acids. The record is from RefSeq and is a predicted model, not a curated record. Gene Ontology annotation, biological process: positive regulation of TOR signaling; cellular response to amino acid stimulus. The transcript is spliced from 7 exons. Lineage: Eukaryota; Metazoa; Chordata; Actinopteri; Characiformes; Acestrorhamphidae. Gene Ontology annotation, cellular component: Ragulator complex.
GGGGAAAUCUGAGCUCACGGAGUGAACAGAGGCAGGUCGCAGGAAGGGAAGUGACGCUCAGGAAGGUGUACACAGUCUGGGUCAUGUGAUUAAAACUCUAAACAAGACACGGAGCCUCAGAUCGGUGUGAAUAAAGGGAUCACCGCGAGAAGGCUACUGGUAGCCAGCAAUCUCCAUCAUGGCAGAUGAUUUGAAGAGAUAUUUAUACAAGCAAUUGCCAACGGUUGAGGGCCUCCAUGCAAUAGUAGUAACAGACAGAGAUGGAGUUCCAGUAAUCAAAGUUGCCAAUGACAAUGCUCCGGAGUACGCUCUGCGGCCAGGCUUUCUCUCCACCUUUGCCCUGGCCACAGAUCAGGGCAGCAAGCUGGGGCUGUCCAAAAACAAGAGCAUCAUCUGCUACUAUAACACAUAUCAGAUUGUGCAGUUUAACCGAUUACCCUUAGUGAUCAGCUUCAUUGCAAGUAGUAGUGCUAACACAGGUCUCAUCAUCAGUUUGGAGAAGGAGCUGGUUCCGCUGAUUGAGGAACUGAGGCAGGUGGUGGAGGUCGCCUAAGAAUCAGUCAGCAUUACAACUACUGCAGCAUCGUACACCUGCAUCAGGUUAUAAGAGCCACACACACACACACCUUGGACAUUGCUACAAUUCUCCCCUUGUGUUGUUGAGACACACACACACACACACAAAGAUUGGUAUGAUGUUAACUGUGAAAUUGGAUUUUAUGUCAGUUGCUCUUGAUGCUGUAUGUUUCUCUUAUGAAUGUAACCCCUUCUGUUUGUUUUGUUUCAUCUAAUUAAUAAAUUGUGUAAGACUUUGGUGUACAAAAA